Molecule: messenger RNA, 906 nt
Organism: Emiliania huxleyi CCMP1516
Lineage: Eukaryota; Haptophyta; Isochrysidales; Noelaerhabdaceae
Exons: 1
Coding region: 1-906 (301 amino acids)
Biological process (GO): transmembrane transport
Molecular function (GO): transmembrane transporter activity
Source: RefSeq, a predicted model, not a curated record
AUGCCGGCUCGACUGAGCGCCCGCGACGUGCAGCCCGGUGAAGCGGCCUCUUCUUCGGCCCAGUCACCGUCGGCCCCUGCAGCGGCUGCGGUGAACAUUGCGGCAGGUACAAUCGGCUCGAUGUGCGGCGAGGCGGCUGUCUUCCCAAUCGACGUGGUCAAGACUCGGCUGAUGACCGCCACGGUGAGCGAGGCGCCGAUGGCCGCGCUGGCUCUGCUGAUCCGCGAGCGCGGGCCGCUCGGCAUCUACUCGGGCCUGCCCUCCCCGCUGUGCGGAGCGUUCCUCAUCAAGUCAUCGCUCUUUGCUGGCUACGAGCUCUCAAAGGUGUGCGUACACGCCUCGCGCACGGUGCGGCACGGCCGGGACGCAGACAUGGCGCGGCCGCUGGACAAGGCGGAGGGCCUCUUCUCCGCCGCCUUUGCCGGAAUCUUUGCCGCGAUGGCGACGUGCCCCGUCGACCGCGUCAAGAUUGUGAUGCAGACCCGGCCCAACGCCCACGCCUCGACGCUCCACUGCGCGCUCGCGCUCGCCCGCGAGCGAUCGCUCUCGCUCGGCCUCGGCGCGACGCUCGCCCGCGAGGUGCCCUCGUCGGCGAUCUACUUUUCGGUGUACGAGAGCACGCGCGAGGCGCUGCUGCCGCUCUGCCCUGCCGCCGCCGCCGCCCCUCUCGCCGGCGCCACCUGCGGAGUCAUCAGCUGGCUCGCGUGCUGCCCGAUCGACGUCGCAAAGACGCGAGUGCAGUCGGGCGCCGCGCCGAGCCUCCUCGCCGCCCUUCGCGCCGUGGCGGAGGAGCGCGCCUUCUUCCGCGGCGUGCAGCCCGUGGUGAUGCGGGCGGUGCUAAAACACGCGACGGUGUUUGCCGUGUACGAGCAGCUGCGGCCGCGGCUACUGGCUCUAGGAACGUAG